Aethina tumida (small hive beetle) is the source of this 585-nucleotide messenger RNA. Its product is annotated as NADH dehydrogenase [ubiquinone] 1 beta subcomplex subunit 3-like. Bases 38 to 508 code for a protein of 156 amino acids. The transcript has a single exon. Lineage: Eukaryota; Metazoa; Arthropoda; Insecta; Coleoptera; Nitidulidae. Gene Ontology annotation, cellular component: mitochondrion. The record is from RefSeq and is a predicted model, not a curated record. Gene Ontology annotation, biological process: electron transport chain; mitochondrial respiratory chain complex I assembly.
AUUGUAAUUUCAUAACUGUCAUAAUAACACACGUCAAAUGGGCGAAGACAAAUGUUCAAACAAAAGUGAACACGAGGACGAGCACCAUGAGCCCUACACCGUACCAGACUACAAAAUCUACAAAGUGGAGGACGUCCCAGAAUUGGCUACCGUCCAAAAGGCUUUAGCUUCUCAAGGUCUGUGUGAUCCCUGGCUCAGAAACGAAGUAUGGCGUUACAACGUAAAGCAGUUCGGAACGGAGAAAACGAGAUUAAAGGCCGUCUUCUUCAGAGGUUUCACACUGGGUCUGGGAGCAUUUGUACUCACAGCCAUUGGGUCCGUAUUAUAUGACAGGUUCGUUCGCAAAGAACAUGAACAUCAUGACUAUCAGGAAAUGAUGGCUCACACGGAGCAAUCUGAAGAAUGUGUUUGUGAGGACCAUACCGGAACGCACGCUGGAGGCUCCGAGAUUCAAGCCGAAAGUCCAGGUGAAGGUUCCUCAAAGGAAGACAGUAAAUGUAAAAAAUAGAUACUUUAUAAUUAUUUAACUAUUGUGAUGUACUAUUUCAAGGAUAUUGAUUAAUAAAACUUCACACAACAAAAACA